UGUGUGCUAGUAGCGGAGUGUGAGCGGUGAGUCAGCCCGCAGUGCGCGCAGCGGAGGCCGGCAGCGCUCCAGCCUGCUUCACACGAACGCAAAUAAGAAAAGCAAGAUGAACGUCGGUGUGGCCCACAGUGAAGUGAACCCAAACACCCGUGUGAUGAACAGUCGGGGGAUAUGGCUGACAUAUGCGCUCGGUGUAGGAAUGCUUCACAUUGUACUGUUGAGCAUUCCUUUCUUCAGUGUUCCUGUUGUGUGGACCCUCACAAAUGUUAUUCACAAUUUUGGUAUGUAUGUGUUUAUGCAUGCAGUGAAAGGCACACCAUUUGAAACACCAGACCAGGGCAAGGCAAGACUUCUCACACACUGGGAACAGCUGGACUAUGGCGUGCAGUUCACAUCAUCUCGGUGUUGUAACACUUGUUCUUUUCUUUGCAGAUAUUUCCUCGCUAGCUUUUACACAAAAUAUGACACGGCUCAUUUUGUGAUAAACACAGCUUCGCUUUUGAGUGUUCUCAUCCCAAAACUGCCACAACUCCAUGGAGUCAGGAUCUUUGGAAUAAACAAGUAUUAAGCCCAGUGUUCAGAGGGCACAGACCAACUGUUGCCUGAUUUGGGAGAGGAGAUAACCCUUUGUAACGCAGCUGUGUACACUUAGCAGUUUUGUACAGUCUGUGUAAUUGUGAGUCUCUUUGUUUGAUAUAUCUUGAGAAAUUGUUGCAGGGAGAUGUUAGGAGUACAAUUCUACAAGCAUUAAUAACUUAAGAUAUUUAAUGUGUUUUUGUUAGUUGUUUUGUGAUCCUUGUGGAUCUGGGCUGGCCCAGGUUUCAUGGUUAAAGUUUUUUGUUAAUUAGUUUUUGUUUGUUCAAAUGUGCUCACAACACUGAUACACUAAGAUAGAUUUAUGCUUUUAGCGUCACUUCACAUUUCUGAAUACAUUCUUAGAUAAUGCCAUGAAUUGACAAAAGGUGUUUUUAAACUCAUUUAAAAGCCAUGAAACCUUUCUGCUGUUUCGUUAAUGUUUUCAUUGCUUCUGAGAAAAAUAAGAAGUCAGUUUGCAUGAUUUCCUGAAAAAUAUUUGUUCAGUCACAAUACUAUGUAUAGUUUUGUUUAGUUAAUAUCUUACAGCGUAUAAGUGACAAUGAAAAAAUAUUAACAUUAACAAAACUUUUAGGCUUUUAAGUGCUUUCACAUUCAUUAGAGUCAACAUGAAAUCAAAAAUAGAACUUUUAUUACUUGAAUACAUAUUUCUGGUCUAAUUUUGCACAUUUUAUCAGUGCACAUUAUUUCAAAGAAUAUUUCUUCCUAAUUUUUGAACAGCUUCCUCUGCCCCUGAAACAAAACAUCAAGUUCUUCCCUACAUUAUUUCAUCUUCUGUUUGAAUCCGAAAAUGUCAUGUUGACUUUUAGCUCAAUUUCAGUAUGUCAUUGUAAAACUCUGGAUCAUUACCAAGCUUCAGCAAACCAUCAUGAUUCUUUGCUCUCUUUUCUGUCACAGUAUUAUUGAAGUUGAGAAACUGUAACAUAGACCUAUUAAACUAUUUGUAUUUUUUCACUUUCUUGUCUUUUGACAAUAUCUGCGAAGGCUCAACUGUGCCAAUUGUUUUGUC
This is a messenger RNA of Sinocyclocheilus rhinocerous, 1603 nucleotides long. RefSeq names its product ORM1-like protein 1. Bases 107 to 568 code for a protein of 153 amino acids. Gene Ontology annotation, cellular component: endoplasmic reticulum membrane. The transcript is spliced from 4 exons. NCBI's taxonomy places the organism in Eukaryota, Metazoa, Chordata, Actinopteri, Cypriniformes, Cyprinidae. The record is from RefSeq and is a predicted model, not a curated record.